UGUCUCCAAAGUCCACAGGCCCAAAACCCUAACGCGCUCUUCCGUCUCCUGCUGCUGCGCCUCCUCUACUGCUCUCUUCUUCAAUGGGACGGCGAAAGGGGGGGAACAAGGCGCUCGCUCCCUCCGGACAGAAGAGCACCCCGGACGCCGAUGGGAUGAACCUCGAUGGGGGGAAAGGGCAGGAGGAGGCGCCGGAGGUCGUGGCCAUCGAGGAGAAGGCCGAGAGCUCCAACCUCGAGGACUCGCCCUUAAUUGGCAGCGACAAGACUAGCGCCGACUACUACUUCGAUUCCUAUUCCCACUUCGGUAUCCAUGAAGAAAUGUUGAAAGAUGUUGUUAGGACGAAGACCUAUCAAAAUGUUAUUUAUCAGAAUAGCUUUCUUUUCAAGAACAAGGUCGUCCUUGACGUGGGUGCAGGAACAGGAAUUUUGUCUCUUUUUUGUGCAAAAGCAGGGGCAAAGCAUGUAUAUGCUGUGGAGUGCUCCCUUAUGGCUGACAUGGCAAAAGAAAUUGUUCAGACAAAUGGAUAUUCUAAUGUGAUAACAGUGCUAAAGGGGAAGGUAGAAGAGAUUGAACUUCCAGUGGCCCAUGUGGACGUGAUAAUCUCUGAGUGGAUGGGUUAUUUCCUACUUUUUGAGAACAUGCUAAACACAGUUCUUUAUGCACGUGAUAAGUGGCUUAACAACAAUGGGAUCGUCUUACCAGACAAAGCUUCAUUAUAUUUGACGGCGAUUGAGGAUGCUGAAUACAAAGAAGAUAAGAUCGAAUUCUGGAACAAUGUGUAUGGUUUUGACAUGAGCUGUAUCAAGAAACAGGCUAUGAUUGAACCACUUGUUGAUACAGUUGACCAGAAUCAAAUUGUUACCAAUUGCCAGUUACUCAAGACAAUGGAUAUUUCUAAAAUGGCACCGGGCGAUGUCUCCUUCAUGGCUCCUUUUAAACUAGUGGCAGAACGCAAUGACUACAUACAUGCUCUUGUGGCUUACUUUGAUGUUUCGUUCACCAAAUGCCACAAGCUGAUGGGCUUUUCUACUGGCCCGAGAUCGAAGGCCACCCACUGGAAACAAACUGUACUUUACCUUGAAGAUGUGCUGACGAUUUGUGAGGGAGAAGCAGUGGUCGGUAGCUUGACGGUGGAGCCCAAUGAGAGGAAUCCACGUGAUGUGGACAUAAUGCUCAAGUACUCAUUAAACGGACAGCACUGUCAAGUUUCUAGAACCCAACACUACAAAAUGCGGUGACCAUGACCAUGAUGCUUUUUUAUCUUUUCUUCUUCUUCUUCUUCUUUUUAUGUUGGCAAAGGCAAAGAGGUAAGGAAUGGUAUGGUUGAGCUGCCAUACUCACUCCCUCUGGGAGGGUUCUGAAUGUGGCCUAGGAACAAAGGGGUGAUGUGAAGUUUUGAUAUGCUAGUAACGACUAUAUGCUGAACUAUUUUUAGUAAUCUAUAUUGUUUGAGGGAAUUAAUCUGAA
Molecule: messenger RNA, 1470 nt
Organism: Musa acuminata AAA Group (dessert banana)
Lineage: Eukaryota; Viridiplantae; Streptophyta; Magnoliopsida; Zingiberales; Musaceae
Product: probable protein arginine N-methyltransferase 1
Exons: 9
Coding region: 84-1241 (385 amino acids)
Biological process (GO): peptidyl-arginine methylation
Cellular component (GO): nucleus
Molecular function (GO): protein-arginine N-methyltransferase activity
Source: RefSeq, a predicted model, not a curated record